AUGAGCGAUUCUCGUAGCGUCUCUUCCUCCGAUGACUCUGUCUCUGUUGCCACCGCUCAACCGAAUGUUUGGCGGAGUUGUAGAAGUGGAAACGGUUGUAAUUCGCUGGCUUUGGGGUUGGCUCCAGAGGCUUCACGCCAUUGGCAGGACCUGUUCUGGUUAGGUGUAUUUGUGUUGCAUUUGGUUGGGUUAGGUCUUAUUCUAGGGGUACUUGGUAUUAAUAGGUUUAGGAAAAAGGAUAGGCUUAAUAUUGAUAAGUACACAAUGAGAUUUCUUGAGAAUCAAGCGGGAUUAACAGAGGACUUUUGGCCAUUGUACGCCGUUGCUGGUGGAGUAGGGACGCUUCUCGGGUGGACUUGGUUGUUGUUGCUUGGUUCGAAAGCGAAUCAGUUACUAAAGGUUUCGGUGCAUAUAUUAACCACUUAUCUUGCUGUGAUCAGUGUGCUUUGCUUUUGGGGCAAGCAGUUCUUCUGGGGUGUUGCAUUUGCCAUUGGUGCUGCUUUGCAGUUCUUGUACGUCAUAUCGAUCAUAGACAGACUUCCAUUUACCAUGCUAGUGGUGCAAAAGUCAAUGAAAAUGGUUUGGAGCCUUCCUGAAGUUAUGAGAGUAGCAUGUGCAUCCAUGGUAGUCAUGCUUUUAUGGCUAGCCUUAUGGUCCUUUGGAGCAGCUGGUGUUGUAGCAUCUAGCCUGGGUGAUGGUGGACGCUGGUGGCUUCUGGCGGUGUUCUGUGUAAGUUUGUUUUGGACGGGUGCAGUGCUCUGUAAUACUGUUCAUGUUAUAGUGUCUGGAAUGGUGUUUCUUGUACUCAUGCAUGGUGGUCGAGAAGCAGGAUCAAUGCCUCCCAACCCGCUGAUGAAGUCUCUCCGGUAUGCUGUGACAACUUCUUUUGGCAGCAUAUGCUAUGGAUCACUCUUUACAGCUGCUAUUCGGACAGUACGGUGGAAGAUAAGAGGAUUCAGGUCAAAGAUUGGCAGCAACGAGUGUUUGCUAUGCUGUGUUGAUUUCCUUUUUAAUCUGGUGGAGACUCUUGUUCGGUUUUUUAACAAAUAUGCCUAUGUCCAGAUUGCUGUUCAUGGCAAAAAUUUUAAUCACUCGGCUAGAGAUGCCUGGGAAUUAUUCCAAUCAACUGGUGUUGAAGCACUCGUUGCCUAUGAUUGUUCAGGUGCUGUCCUACUGAUGGGCACUAUUUUGGGUGGCCUUAUUAGCGGAACUUGUGCAGGAGUUUGGACAAAGAUUAAAUAUCCUGACAGAGUGAUUAUGGUUGGCUCUACUGCCAUGUUGAUGGGAAUGAUCUCGGUCGGGUUGGCAAUGGUAGUGGUGGAAAGUGCAGUUACAUCCAUUUACAUAUGUUAUGCAGAAGACCCUUUGUUAAUACAUAGAUGGGAUGCUGAAUUCUUCAACCAGAUGUCAGAAACACUACACCAGCGUCUACAACAUAGGAGUGCCCGGGCAAGGGAAGUAUUGACCCACAGCAGUGUCGAUGGCCGCUUUCAAGAAACAGUAUCCGUUUAAACUUCACCCAGGUUCAUUGUGUUCUAUUGUGAAUUUAUUUUCAUCCAAAUGAACAGAAUGGCUUCUCUAGGUUUGUGCUUAUUUUUGGGGUUGUUAAACAAUCAGAUCAAAUUGAGUUUGGUUCGUAUCAAAUUGAGUCGGAUUUGUAAACUCAUUCUUUGAAUGAGCGAAAUUCAAG
Molecule: messenger RNA, 1690 nt
Organism: Ilex paraguariensis (yerba mate)
Lineage: Eukaryota; Viridiplantae; Streptophyta; Magnoliopsida; Aquifoliales; Aquifoliaceae
Source: the annotation of a GenBank genome assembly